AUGUCGAACACCAACACCAACAAGGACCAAACCUCCACCCUCCAGUCGUACGUCGACCAAGCGACCGGCGCAGUCCAGAGCGCCAUCGGCUCGUUGACUGGCAGCACUGCCGAUAAGGCACAAGGCGAGAACCGCAAAGUCGUCGCAGACGCCGAACACGACAUCUCCCACUCGGCCGCAAAGGCUGGCCCCUUCACCGUCUCAGGAUCAGGAGGCGUUGCCAAAGACGACAGCGACCGCACCGCUGGAUCAUGGAACCAGAAUGUGGGAGCAGCCAAGGAAGCGGUUGGCGGCUUCGUGGGCGCAGAGGGACUGAAGCAGGAGGGUAUCCGGCAGAACAAGGAGGGCAAGGGUCAAGAAGCUCAGGGCCAGCUCAACGAUUUGGGCAAGGGCAUCCACGACCGCGUUGGAGGCACAAUUGGCGGUGCGGUUGCAGGUCUGGCUGGCAACGAUGCGCAGCGGGCCGAGGCACAGGCGCAGCAUGAUGAGGGCAAGGCGCGCCAGCGCGGUGUCGAGGUCGAUUUGCAGAAGCAGAAUCCUCAGUAG
Molecule: messenger RNA, 546 nt
Organism: Cucurbitaria berberidis CBS 394.84
Lineage: Eukaryota; Fungi; Ascomycota; Dothideomycetes; Pleosporales; Cucurbitariaceae
Exons: 2
Coding region: 1-546 (181 amino acids)
Source: RefSeq, a predicted model, not a curated record